UAGCUGGCUGUGCAUGUAAUCUGGCUGCAGGAGCAGGGGCGAAAGGCACCGUUUCUGUGGUUUAUUAAGCUCUGCCACCAUGCUGGAAGGCUACAGCCCCGUCACCCAGGCGCUGCUCGGGACUCUCUUCACCUGGGGCCUGACGGCCGCCGGAGCCGCCCUGGUGUUCGUCUUCUCCAGCCGACAGAAACGCAUCCUGGAUGGCAGUUUGGGCUUUGCUGCUGGGGUGAUGCUGGCUGCUUCCUAUUGGUCGCUGUUGGCGCCGGCGAUCGACAUGGCGGAGGAUUCGGGGAAGUACGGCUCGUUCGCCUUCGUGCCCGUGGCAGUAGGAUUCACGUUCGGGGCGGCCUUCGUUUACUUCGCUGACCUCGCCAUGCCCCUGUUGGGUGUCGGCACUGACCCCCACACUGCUCUGGCUCUGGCCCCGGACUCGAAGCCGACCAAGGAGAAAUCGGAGGAGCCGUCGCUGCAGCACCUGGACCCUGACGAGAUGAGCAUCAGGAUAGGUAGAGCCGGACCGCUCUCAGAUAAAAUCGAGAAUGGAGACGUCCACCAGAGACGGAGAGGACCGCAUUCAGGCCUCUCGGAAGGACAGGAGCCUGGGAGCAAACAGCAGGAAGGAGCUGGCCAGUCGGGGAGCAGCUGGAGGCGAAUUCUCCUCCUCAUUCUCGCCAUCACCAUCCAUAACAUUCCAGAGGGCUUGGCUGUUGGAGUUGGCUUUGGAGCUAUAGGAAAGACUUCAUCUGCUACUUUUGAGAGUGCCAGAAAUUUGGCCAUCGGCAUUGGAAUCCAGAAUUUCCCAGAAGGCUUGGCGGUUAGCCUGCCGCUCCGGGGUUCAGGAGUGUCGACAUGGACAGCUUUCUGGUACGGGCAGCUGAGCGGCAUGGUUGAACCUGCUGCCGGGCUGCUGGGCGCCCUCGCUGUCGUGUUGGCAGAACCUCUGCUGCCCUACGCUUUGGCGUUCGCUGCCGGGGCGAUGGUCUACGUGGUGGUGGACGACAUUAUUCCAGAAGCUCAAGUCAGUGGAAACGGGAAGCUGGCCUCCUGGACCUCCAUCCUGGGCUUCGUGGUGAUGAUGUCUCUGGACGUAGGGCUCGGCUGACUCCACCGUGACGUUCGUCCAACCCUCGGUGGCCAUGAUCACAUCACAAUGAUGCUGACCUCCGUUUUUUAUAAAAGGACCAAAUGAAGUUUUUCACUUCAGUCAGAAUCGUUGCCACUUGAAGCUGACGGCCGGAAAUGUAGAAGUGUUUUUUAAAACAAGUUGAAAAUGCAGUCGUCCUUGAACAUCUCUCUUUAUUACAAUUAAUAUGUGCAGUGGAAGAGCAGUGGACACUUUUCUUUAAUUUAAAAUCAUAUCUUGAAGGAAUAAUUCAAAUGUCAACACUGGUGAAUGUUUCUUCUUGAAGUCUUUGUCAAAAACAUCAUUCAAAAGGUGAAUGAGUGUGUUUCAGUUUGCUUUUUUCCAGUUUUCUCAAGGUGGUGAUGCUUAAAGUUUAAUGCUCUGAUUGAUGUUUACUGGUUCUCCAAAUGAAUAACUUGAUGUUGCCUUUUGAAAACAGUGAAGCACAAUGUGAUUCAUGCAGUACAAAACAUGAAAACUUGACUUUUUGAAGCUACAGAUUUUGGAAUUCAUAUAAUUUUAACAGUGCUCUCAUUAGUUGUUUGUGAACUGUUUGUUUUCUAUAACAAACUAAGAAGAAGACGUUUCUGCAUUCAAGUUUCCUGUUGAUGUUAAAAUCUGUCAAAUUAACAGAAGAACAUUUGAGGAAUUUAUAUAAUUCAACAAUCUAUUUUCACCUGAAGACAAGACAGCGUAUGAAAAAUUGGCAAUUCAAAGGAAAUAAACAUUACUCCUGCAUCAAAAAAGCCAAUUCAGCCCAGCCAAUGUUUUUUUGAAAUUUCACCUGUUCUCUCCAUUUCAGUCAGAUCGAAG
Messenger RNA from Salarias fasciatus (jewelled blenny), 1936 nucleotides. Its product is annotated as zinc transporter ZIP11. The transcript is spliced from 10 exons. Gene Ontology annotation, cellular component: membrane. Bases 80 to 1102 code for a protein of 340 amino acids. NCBI's taxonomy places the organism in Eukaryota, Metazoa, Chordata, Actinopteri, Blenniiformes, Blenniidae. The record is from RefSeq and is a predicted model, not a curated record. Gene Ontology annotation, molecular function: zinc ion transmembrane transporter activity. Gene Ontology annotation, biological process: zinc ion transmembrane transport.